CUUUUGUCGUAUUGAUUGCUCUAAGGUAUGAAUUAUUUGUGCCUCUAACUAUAACAUACCCGUGAAACAGUGAAGUGUGAUUGUUCGCUGUUUACCAAUGUGUUUAUGAACGAUUUGUGUUGAACUUACGCGUAUGAUGUUUAAUUUAUCAAUCGAUGGUUACUUGAUCACCUGUCAGUUUAAAUUGUGUUUAAAUGCAAAUGAAGACGAAUAACGACAGCAACAAAAAUUACCGUAAGCAAAGUUUGAUUGAUUAAAUUCAGCUGUCGCAGAAGUUCAACUCCUGAAGACCAAACCGUCCAUCUUUCAAACUGCUUUUAAAGUUUCCGGUAAGUUUGAGAUUUUUAAAUUAUGCAUACUAUUGUAUUCUGUCGAAAUAUCUACGAAGCCUUGAAACAAUUUCGAAUUUCAAAGUCAUGGAGCUGUGUUGAUGAGGCUUUCAACUUCAUAUUAUGUGUUGCCUGGUUGAAAAUUACCUCCCCCCCCUCUCUUUCUUAGUUCAUAAAGUUGUUCUGAACACCUCCUUUUACUAAAGCCCCAUUCAAACGAUCAUGACAGAUGAUAAAGUCAGGCAGUGAGAUCGCAUAAUUGUAAAGAAAAAUGACGCGCUCUGAGGUCAGCAAUUUCGCCGACCUUGCAAGCCUACCUGGAGAUGAUGAUAAUGAACCACAAGACAUUAUACAAAAUUUUGGUGGCUAUUUUAGUCAUUUAUUAUUUGCCAUUCUGGUUUUAGCCCGUUUUUGGCAAACUAGGGCAAACUGCGGACCGAAAAUCAUUAUUCACUGUCACCCGCUCAUUCAAACCGCAAAAAUUAUCAUCAACUAUCAUAUCGAAUUUGAACUUGCCCAAACUACAUGAUAGCUGAUGAUAGUCGAUAAUAGUACCUGAUAGUUCGUGUUCAAACGCGCGUGAUAGUUGAAAAUGUCAUCAACUAUCAUGACCGUUUGAACGGGACCUAAGAGAUGAGUGGAUAACUUGCAUUUGCAAUAUUUACAUCGUUUGACAAUCGUGAACGACGCUCUUCUACUGACUGAAUAACACGGAUUUUAUACUUCCGCUGUGUGUAUGCGUCACAGAGUUGCUUCGGCGUCAUACAUUUUAACCUUUGGUGACGCCUGAUUACAGCUUAUAGAUUCGUAAUCAAAAAGAAAGGCAGAAUUUAUUGAUUUUUCUGAGGCAUUCACUUUAUUCAGUUUGAGAUAGUUAUAUGAUACAGUAUUACGUUAUGUUCUUAUAUCACACAAACAUCCCACCAAAUUGUACCGAACCGGCAUUUGUGGAAGCACAAAUACUACGUUCAUAAACAAAACAAAGUUCACUAUUACCAGAGUAUUACAUAUUUAUCUUCUGCACCUGCAUUCUCGCAUUGUUCGAAGCUGACAACCUCUAUAGUCAAAGCAGAUGUAAGCGCAGAAAUAAAGGGACGCAACGGCAAGAUUAUUUUGCACUAAAGCGAUAAAAUUUGUGUUUGGUUCCCUGCCGAUUUGACAAUUUCGAUAUCAAACUUUACCUAACUCACAAAUCAAAUACCCGCCGAAAAAGCUGGAUCAGUCAUGCUUGCAAGCAUGUAUUCGUAAAGUGCUUUUUCAGCCGAAGCAAGUCUAUUCGAAAAGAACCAGUCAAUUUCUAGCUAUUAUUACAAGGAAUUAGCAACUCUGUGCGCGACUACAGGUGUGUGAGCUCUUUGCCCGGCGAACUUCCAGUCCCACUGCCUUGCACUAGGUCAUUUCAAUCAUCAUAUAAAGCGGAGUAUAAUAACAACAAUGAUAAAAAUAAGAUUGUUAAUACUAAUAAAAUAAUUAUAAUAUUAGAAUUAUCUACAAGGAGACUGAAAGACAAGACGUGAGCUUGAUUUCCUCCGCCCUGCCGAGUUUAAAAACAUGGCAUGUAAUCUAGGCCAGAAAAGUGCCGCUUGCGUGAAUUCAAUUUUUUCUCAUUUUCCCACGCAAUGCCAAUAUAAAAAUUAAACACAUAUAUAUCACGGAUGUGACCAAUGCUUUUCCCGCGCGCUGAUUAACCGCCUCGGAAAGAAAUUAAUAAGUACUUUUCACUCCCAAGCGGUUGAAGAGACAAAUCGCGUUUAAUUUCCGAAAAGUGAAAAAAAAACCCUUUUUUUCGUUUUCUGCGUGAUGUUUACUAAAACAAUUAUUCACUUAAGUGCCGAUAAGAGUGGUGAAUAUUUACCUAGCCGCUUUUGCUUCGCUCUCGGAAAACUGUUCGUAUCUUGGACUAGAUAAUAUCUGCGGACAAAUAUCCGUACAUAUUUUUGCGCCAAAUAGAGGCUGUUGUUUAUCUCUUCACCAUCAAUUCGGUAAAUAUAUAUAUAUAUAUAUAUAUAUAUAUACCCGUUUUCAAAAACGUUGCAGCUUUGAAAGGUAUAUGUAUUUAAAAUAUAUAUUUUUAAAUUUUCAACGUUUAUGCAAACGGUGUAUAUAUGUAUAUAUACAUACAUACAAAUAUAUAUCGCGCUCUUCUCCUACUUAUCGAGCACUAUACUACGGAAAAAUCGAAACACAUACUUCUUACAUUUAUAUAUAUGAGUCUAUAAACACACUUUGCUAUACCUGAAGAGCCGCAACAGCGGUGAAACGCGUAGCGCAAAAGCGAAGUUAAAGUUAAAAGAAGAUUUUCGUUUUUCAUAGGUUUUAUGUAUGUAUAAUAACAUCUUUUACUUGAGCUGUUGUACGACGAGUGUGCUUUAAAGAGAGAACUCAGCAAGCACAUCUGGACCCUCAAAGGCAACAACAUCGAGCACUUUAUUUCCUGGCGCAUUCUCUCAUCACACUCGCCGUACAACAGCUCAAGUAAAAGAUAUAAUCUCUGCAUCAAAGAAAAAUUCCAAAUCAUCUGCCGACCCGAACUAUCAACACUAAACAAACGUAAUGAACUCGUGUCUUCCCGCUGCCACAGAAACAAAGCCCUCCAACGCAACAACUAAACUGUUAAAUUUCGCGCUGCAUAAAUUAGAUUAUAUCGUAUAUAAGCGAUCGUAAAGAUUAUUCUCAUUAAAUCCCCUGAUGAGUGGGCAACCACGAAACAGGUCUGUGGGGAUGAACUGGUAGUUUAUUUAUCUUUUUCCUCCCACAAUAUUUACAUCGCUCUACUCCUAUGUAUUGAGCACUGUUUUACGUAAGUCAAAGUUUACACUUUUUCAUUUUCUUUUUCAACCUCUGCCUGCAAUUUUGCUCUAUCAAGAGCUGUACGUCGUAUUUGAAAAAUAUCCCUGAAAAAUUUGAGACAUGUUUUCCACUUAACACCUAGUGGUUCGCUUUCAGAUUUCUGAAGGGACUCAAUCCACAUCACUCCUUUUUUUUUUGUUACGUUAAGUUUAAGUCUUGAAGCUUUUUUAAAACGUCCAAGUAACGCAAACAAGGCUCAUGCAGAAUCCAAAUCUGAUGUGACAGCAGUUGUGUCGUUAGCAAACUGCAAAAAUUUCGUUUCUAAACCGUCUAAAGUUAUUCCUGUAGUGUUCUCAUGAUUUCUUAUAGCAAUCGCUAGGAUAUUAACCGCAGUGACAAAAAGGUAAGGGGAAAGAGAACAGAUUUGUAUUGCAGCUGUACCGUGGGAGGGGGCUCCCAAACGGUUCAUUAUAUUCAUCCAAAGGGAUUUGUUUGGAACGCUCCAUUUUUAUUUCCUCUCAUAAUAUAUGCCCCCAGUUUGAUUUACCCACGGUAAAACACAAUAUAGAGAAAAUCCGUCACAAUCGAGCAAAGAGAAAGGAAGCUUUUAGGUUCCAGCUUUGAAAGUAAAAGUCUUGUUUCUCUUGAGUAAUGAAAAAAUUCUCAUUAUCUUUGAAAAAAAUAUUUAUUUCAAGUACUUAAGGGUUUCAAAGCAGAGUGAUGUAUUGUUAUUUCCCCCUCCUCAACACAAAUAUAUUUAUUCAAUGAUAUUUUUAUCUCUUGUAGCGUUUCCAACAAAGCCUUUUUGUACUCAAGCGAAGUCAUAAUAAAAUCUUGGAGAAUUUUCCCAUGGUUUUUUUCGCUGAAUGUGUUUGAUGGGCCUCCAUUAAGAAGUACAUUGAGUGAACUGAGGGCAUUUGUUAGCUUAAAAAAAACUUCAGUCUAGUAGAUCAAGGCAUAGCAACAAGAAAUGAACAACAUCACAGCACGGGAAAACCAAACAGCGGCCGGGCCGUUGUCGAGGACAAAUGUGACAGCCAUUGCAGAACUGGUACCAAUUGCAUCGGUAAUUGUUAUCAUGAACACAUUAGUUUUCGUCGUGUUUCUCAACUCGGAAAAACUACGAACACCAGCCAAUAUGAUCCUCUUCAGUUUAGCGAUCACAGACUUCUUAACUGGAGCACUGAAUAUUCCUAUGUUAAUCAUGGUGGUUUUCACGCCUCUUAUUGCAUCAAACACUGUUCGCUUUCACCUUGGUUAUCUGCUUCCGGUAAUUCACACAGUUACUGCAAUUCUUUCAGUUUAUCACAUAGUUUUUGCAACUUUGGAAAAGUACCUGUCAAUCAUCUGGCCAAUAACUCAUCGUCUAGUGAAAAAGCAAACAGUUAUCAAAAUUUUGAUGAUGGUGUGGUUGUUUGCAUUCGUCAUUGGGUUCAUACCUUUUGCUUGGAUAAACAAAAUCUCUAGCCCACUGGGAAUGAAGUAUGUCAUAGGCUACGUGGCUUGCUGUUUUGUAGUGGUGUUUUUAGUGCCAUACAUUAUCAUGGUGUAUGCCUUUUUUAAAAUGUUCAGAGCCAUUGCAAGGGGAGCGGGACAAAAUGGCACAAGCAGAACAAGAAAAAAGCUCAAAAGGAAAAUAGCCCGGGAGAGGAAGUGUGCUACAUUGUUUUUUGCCAUGGCAUUACUAUUUGUAAUAUGCUGGUUUCCAUGGUUUUUGUUGCAACUGCUCAUCCCCCUGAAUUUGAAAUCUCUACGAGUUCCAGCUCACGUGUUCGCUAUUGUGCGAUAUGUCACAUCUUUCAUAAACCCAAUGCUAUACAGCCUAAUGAGACCGGAUUUUAAACAAGCAGUGAAAAACUUAGUACGUAGAAUGAGAUUACCCCGCGUGUUGACGUUCAGAUUUAGUUGUCUGGGAAAGGAUAAGGGAAAGAAAAACCUCGAUGGUGAUGUUGAUCCCGAUUGUUCUUCACCAUUUGAACAGCUCUAUAAUCUCUCAAACCAACCUGAAGGAUCAAUGAAGAACGAGGAUCCGAGCACGGUAGAGAUCCAACUUGGCGAUUGAUUUAGACUCAACCUUCUGAUGUGAUAUCCAAAGGAAGUUACAGCGAAGGAAAACAACACAACCGUUGGGAGUAGUCAACAUUUAGAGUGGUUCAACUCAAUAGUAGCUCUGACGUCUCCAGUCUCGAAAAGACGUAUGGUUUUCUGUGUAUAGAUACAUGUUAUUCUAACAAUCAGGGUUGAAAUAAACUAACAAAAUGUCUAAAGU
Pocillopora meandrina is the source of this 5388-nucleotide messenger RNA. The record is from the annotation of a GenBank genome assembly. Lineage: Eukaryota; Metazoa; Cnidaria; Anthozoa; Scleractinia; Pocilloporidae.